AUGUUAAUCCAACCACUUGCCCGCGCCGCCAGUCGGCCGGGCCUUCGGGCAUGCAGUUUGCGCCCGCAUCCUCUACACCACGGCAUCCGCGUCUUCACCUCCUCCCCGCUACACAGAAAAGAUGCUCACGGCCAGCGGCCAAACCCAGGCGCAAAGCCAGCCGUCGAAGCUACCAAACCUGCCGCCGACCCCGCUGCUGCCAAAGUCGCAAAGACGGAUCCCUUGCUCCAAGAGCAGGUCCUGACCAACAAGGAGCAGCGCAAGGCCGACUGGGCUAUCAUGAAGGAAAUGUCAGCAUACCUGUGGCCAAAGGAUAAUCUGGGCACCAGAUUUAGGGUCGGCCUCAGCGUGGGCUUGCUUGUAGGCGCAAAGCUGCUGAACGUCCAAGUUCCCUUCUACUUCAAGAGCAUUGUAGACGCCAUGAACAUAGACUUUGCAGCUGUUGGCGGCACGGCGACGACAGUGGCAGGCUCUAUGAUCAUUGCAUACGGAAUGACUCGUAUUGGCGCCACUGUAUCCCAAGAACUCCGCAAUGCUGUUUUCGCCAGUGUGGCCCAGAAGGCGAUACGCAAGGUCGCUUGCAGUGUCUAUGAGCAUUUGCUCCGGCUAGACUUGAGCUUCCAUCUGUCACGACAAACCGGAGGCUUGACACGGGCCAUUGAUCGCGGAACCAAGGGCAUCAGCUUCUUGCUGACUGCCAUGGUCUUUCACAUCUUUCCCACGGCACUGGAAAUCUCAUUGGUAUGCGGUAUCCUGACCUAUCAGUACGGCUGGCAAUUUGCUCUCAUCACCGGCACAACCAUGACCGCAUACUCUGUCUUCACCAUCAUGACCACAUCAUGGCGCACCAAAUUCCGCAAGCAAGCAAACGCCGCCGACAACAAAGCCGCCACCGUCGCCGUCGACUCCAUGAUCAACUACGAGGCCGUAAAGUACUUCAACAACGAGAAAUACGAAGUCGGGCGCUACGACAAAGCGCUCAAAGACUACGAAAAAGCGUCCAUCAAGGUCGCCACUUCCCUCGCCUUCCUCAACUCGGGCCAGAACAUCAUCUUCUCUUCCGCUCUCACUGCUAUGAUGUACCUCGCCGCCAACGGCGUUGCCACGGGCCAGCUUACAGUCGGCGACCUUGUCAUGGUCAACCAGCUCGUCUUCCAGCUCUCCGUGCCCCUCAACUUCCUCGGCUCCAUGUACCGCGAACUCCGCCAGAGUCUCCUAGACAUGGAGACCCUGUUCAACCUCCAAAAAGUCAACGUAGCCGUCAAGGAUAAGCCAGAUGCCAAGCCCCUCGCCCUCAAAACCGGAGAGAUCAAAUUCGAAAACGUAACGUUUGGAUACCGCCACGACAGACCUAUUCUCAAGAACCUCAACCUUACUAUUCCCGCGGGCAAGAAAGUCGCCAUCGUUGGACCUAGUGGCUGCGGAAAAUCAACUAUCCUUCGCCUUUUGUUCCGCUACUACGAUGCGCAGGAGGGACGUAUCUUGAUCGAUGGUCAGGAUAUCCGCGAUGUGUCGCUGGAUAGCUUGCGCAGGGCGAUUGGUGUUGUACCGCAAGAUACCCCACUCUUCAACAACACUAUUCAACACAACAUCCACUACGGUAACUUGGACGCGACGCAAGAACAAGUCAUCGAGGCGGCGAGACGCGCGCGUAUCGAUGAGAGUAUUGCGCGGUUUCCGGAUGGAUACCAGACCAUGGUUGGGGAGAGGGGCAUGAUGAUUUCGGGUGGUGAGAAGCAGAGAUUGGCAAUUGCUAGGCUGGUGCUGAAGGAUCCGCCGUUCUUGUUCUUUGAUGAGGCGACGAGUGCGCUGGAUACACAUACCGAGCAAGCUCUCCUUUCACACAUCAAUUCUCUUGUUAGGGAGAAGAGACGCACAAGUGUCUUUGUGGCGCAUCGCCUGCGCACGAUUUAUGAUAGCGAUGUUAUUAUUGUGCUGAGGGAGGGGGGUGUGGCGGAGAGUGGGACGCAUCAGGAUUUGAUUGAUUGUGGGGGGUUGUAUAGUGAGCUUUGGAGUGCGCAGGAGACUAUGUUUGUUGAGAAGGAGGAGGGUGAGGGGGAGGGUGAAGAGAAGGGUAAGGAUGGGGAGAAGAAGUAG
This is a messenger RNA of Alternaria postmessia, 2097 nucleotides long. It is a transcript of the gene ATM1, whose product is annotated as Iron-sulfur clusters transporter atm1, mitochondrial. Gene Ontology annotation, biological process: transmembrane transport; intracellular iron ion homeostasis. Gene Ontology annotation, cellular component: mitochondrial inner membrane. Lineage: Eukaryota; Fungi; Ascomycota; Dothideomycetes; Pleosporales; Pleosporaceae. Bases 1 to 2097 code for a protein of 698 amino acids. Gene Ontology annotation, molecular function: ATP hydrolysis activity; ABC-type transporter activity; ATP binding. The record is from RefSeq and is a predicted model, not a curated record. The transcript has 2 exons.